AUGUCAUUAUCGAUGUUCAACAAUCUUUGUCAAAAUGUUUUGAAAUUAAUAGGAAAUCGACUUGUCUCAUUACGUGUAAUAUUAAACAACGCUAUUGACGGAUGGUCAAUCGUUUCAUCAUCUCUAAAAUAUCAUCAAACAACAUUACUUCAACGUCUUCAUCUGAUCGAUAUUGAACCACAUGAGUUUGAUAACUUAUUGUGUAAUCCUUUAAUAAAACAAGUACAUACUUUAUUAGUUGAUGUUACACCAUCUAAUCCAUUUAAUUAUCUUGAAAUUGAAGGAGUAUGUUCACAGCUGCCUCGUCUAAUAAAUUGUCGACUUCCAUCUAAUGCUUGUUAUAAAAAUUCAUAUAAACUAGACAAAUACUCUGCUGUACCAAUGAUGAAUUUACCAAAUUUAUUAAAUACAACUCGUCUUCGUAGAUUGACUAUUGGUAUGCAUACAUCACGUUUUCUCGAACGUUUAAUAUCGUGUAUACCCUUUAUUGAAAAUCUUUCUGUUGGUGUAAAAGAUCUACUUAUGAACGGCAACAAUAGUUUUAACGUAAACGCAAUACCUGCCACUGUCAAUACUCAUCUUGUGUAUUUAUCUCGUUUACAUAUAGACUGCACAAAUAGCAUUAGUUUUCAUCGAACUAUUGCGCUUUUAUCAUUUGUAUUUGGUCAACUUAAUCAUCUAUCAGUAAAAUUAGUAGCAAUUAUGGAAAUCUCUAGUCCAUUAGUUAUAUCAGGUGACGUUAUUCAACAAUCAUGUAUUGAUCGUCUCAAACCAUUAGCAACCUAUAAUCUUAAUCUAGAAUUAGAUGUUAGCAAUGACUUGGAAGAAAAAAUAAUUUUGAACUCAUUUUGUAAUGUUCCAUUUACUAAUCGACAACGACCGAGAGUUUUUAUUCAAGAACGUGGUAAUUACUAUAGUGGACAUCAUUAUCAUUGUUUUACUGUAUUCACUUCACCAUGUAAUGAUACAAUACUUCCAAUAUAUCUGUUCUGUAGAGGUCUGGAAAAAUCUUGUCAAAUGCCAAUUAAUGCAAUAGAUAUGUUUCCACGCGCUAAUGAGUUAUUCUUGACUGGUUAUAGAAAGGAGACUUGUAUUUCAGAGCUCGGUAAUUUUCGAAGUUCUAUAUCAUCAUUAGUUCCAUGGCCAUUAUUAACAAAAAUUUCAAUUGAUGAAGGUGAUAUUGUUACUACAACUGAACUAGAAUCAAUAUUACGGAUGGCUUAUAAUGUUCAUACAUUAGAUAUAUGGGAGGACAAUGGAAUUUUUUCCCAUGCCAUAUUACAUAAUCUUGACAAUCUCGGAACUCGCGUCAAUCAGCAAAUAAAAACACUUGUGAUGGACGAUAUAUCAUUAACAUUCAAAAAUGCUGAACAGUUUUGCAAAUUAUUGUCGAAUCAGUUAUCUAAUUUGAAAGUAGUUUUCUUUAAUAUCUAUGGUUCAUAUGAUGGAUGGUAUUGGAAAUCGUCGCGUACUGUUGAUGCUGAACAUGAAUCUACAAAAUGUAUUCUUAAUCUUAUUCAUUUUCUUGUUGAUCAUUUACAACAACUUGUUUCGCUUUAUAUCAGAUUUAUCGAUUUUGAUUGCUAUGAAACACCUUGUAUUCCAGAUAUAAUUCAACAACAAUUACAUCAAUAUCUACUUAAUCGUCCAUAUCGACUGCGAUGUUCUACCAAAUCAAUUGAAAUUUGGCUUUAA
Molecule: messenger RNA, 1695 nt
Organism: Rotaria sp. Silwood2
Lineage: Eukaryota; Metazoa; Rotifera; Eurotatoria; Philodinida; Philodinidae
Source: the annotation of a GenBank genome assembly